AUGCCUCGUCGAUAUCGUCUUAUGCGACCAUGUCAGUUUCCAAUGCAACCUUUACCAUCCUAUGUUGAUCUUCGUCGAUGGAUGACACCUGUCGAAGAUCAACAGAAUUAUGACGCAUGUGUUGCUAAUGCUUUUGCAGGCAUAAUUGAAUAUUUUAUUCUGCGUCGCACUGGUCUUCACAUUGAUGUCUCUCGGAUGUUCAUAUAUUACAAUGGUCGAAUGAUUCAAGGUCAAAGUUUGGCAGUAUCGGAUGAUGGUACAUUAAAACGAGACACUGCGUUAGGGUUGCGAAAAUUUGGUGUAUGUCAAGAGUUUGUCUGGCCAUAUGAGCUUAAAAAUGUCAACAAGACACCACCACCUCACGUAUAUGAAGCAGCAAAAGAAAUUACAGUUGUUCCAUUGAAAAUUCCUCGAAAUUUACCUGCAAUGAAAACAUGUUUAGCUAAUGGAGUACCAUUUCUUAUCGGCAUUGCAUUGAACGUGGCCGAGGCAUCCGACGAAGCAAAACAAAAUAAUGGUUAUGUAUCGAUGCCAGAUCCAAACGAUCCUAAUGUGUCUUCAUGGGGCUUCCAUGCCGUUAUGAUUGUCGGUUACGAUGAUCGAACGCAGAAUUUCAUCGUACGAAACUCUUGGGGAGCUGACUGGGGUCUCAAGGGUUAUUUCUUUAUUCCAUAUAGAUAUUUAUUAGAACGAAAUUUGGUUAAUGCUGACGAUGGUGUAUGGGCUAUUAGUGAUAUCAUGCUUCGUCUAGGUCACUUACCGUCUGUUCGGCGAAUGAUGCUUCCUGGUCACAAUCGUGAUGCACGAUAUCGACAUAAUCGAGUUCGGUUGCAAUCAAGAUACCUUAAGUAACUAUUUUCUUCUCAACAUUAAUCAAUCUGCACAUUAUACAAAUUAGAAGCCUUCUAGUGAUUAGAAAUAGGAUUUAUCAAUGAUCCAGAGUAUUCUCAAUCUUUAAAUUACUAAACUCGAACAUAACAUGGCUAUUACUUUAUACUCAAUAGGCUUUAUACAAAAAAAAAUUCAUUAAUAUUUUAAUACUCUUUUUUGCUAUGUACACCUGAUCUUUUUGAAUAAAGAGAAUAAGGGAAAUAAAAUCUCAUAUAACAGAAUGCUGUAGUGGAUUACUACGAAAAGAUAACGGCAUUGAAAUUCUAUUCUACAAAGGUUUGAAUGUGUGUGCGUGAGCGUGAGAUGUGGAUAAGGAAAAGACUCAGCCUUACAUUCAACUCACACAUUCACACCCACAGCCUCUUAUUGGUAAUGAAAGAUCAACCGUUGUUUUAAUUGAUCUGUUCCUCGUCCGAAUUUAGUAUUCGUGAGACGAAAUGUAAUUACUUUUGCUUUUCCAUAUGUGCCUUCUUCGUUACUUUCUUCCUCCAAAUCAUCAUCAGACUGAUCUGAACAAGAGUUGAGAAUCGUGGCAAAUGCUGAAGAAAAAAAAAUAUUCAAGUCUUGCAUUCACAGAGACUCCAUAGCUCUAAGGUCAGAAAAACAGUGACCCGUUAGAUGGGUAUUGGAAAAUAAAUUCUUUCAUAACUCUUCUAUUGGAAACUAUUGCUUACAAUGAAUAAAAACAUGAACUCAAUGUUCUAUCUUUUUGUGAAAUUUAUCGAAAAAUGUGCAACAUGCUUUUGAGAGUGUGGAUGAGAAGCGUUACCAUAAGAUAACUCAUCUCAACUAUGAAAAUCAAUACAUGGCAAAAAUCUUAAUGACUCAUAUCAAAUUGAUGCUACUUCUAUAAAUGCAAAGUCAAGUGAUAAUUAAAAUAGCAAGUUCAGCUCAAUGUAAUGAUAAUGUAUAAUAUUACUUAUCAAUAUAUGUUUAUUGAGACAUUUUUCUUUGUUAGCUCAGUUUUGUCUUAAAAAUUAAAUCAAAUCAUUUUUUCAAAUCUGUUUUCAAUACUUUAAAGUUGAUUAUACAUUUCUUAUACUUUAAUUCAAGUCUGUUAAAGAGGAAAAAUGUCAAUAUAAUCUUAUAUUGAUUAUGAAUAUGCUGUAAAAAUAAAGACGCAUUGACAAAGUAUCAAGCAUAAGAAAGCUCGUGCUAAAUAUUGCGAUUAUUAAGUUUUGUUUUUGAAAUAAAAUAACCUUGAACUUUUCCCUAUACAGAAAAAAUGUAUUUCGCUCUAUAUCUUCAUUUAACAAUCAACUUCACCGAACAUAAAUAAACUAUGUAGGUCUCAAUCCAGAUUACAUAUAUAUAAAGACAUUUUUUCUCUUACCUUUUCAAAAAUACUUACUUCAUCAAUUACAACCAAAAGAUGGGGUCGAAUGGCAUCUGAUAGUUAGAUAUGUUCCCUCGUAAGACUGUUGAUAUCAAUUGUCAAUGAUGAAAAGUCUAUGAUGGACAGGUUGUUUAAAAAUGUUUUUCCAGAUGGAUAAUGCUGUGAUUUCAAAUAACAUCAACAAUAAAAUUUAUAUCAAGUGAAAGUGCAUCAAAAAUGAUAUUAUAUCAAUACUUGAGGGUGGGACUGGAUAUUUUCUUCAUAACCUACAUACAUCCACACCCACACUCUACUAUAGAUGAGGGUUGGGCAACUUUGUCAUCGGUGACACAAAUGAUUAUUCCAAGCGAAAAAAUGACGCUCAGCACAAAAAUGAUCGGCUCCUGACAAAAUGAGAAUAAUGCUACGCUGCGUAGGAAAAUGAUUGAGAAUAAUGGAAUAAUGACCAUGACAAGCGGAAUAAUGAUCUUAUUUAAUAGUUACAUAUAUUAUUUAGGUCAGCGGAAAAAUGAAAAUCCAUCAGAAUAAUGCUAUUUUUCAUAGGAAA
Molecule: messenger RNA, 2774 nt
Organism: Rotaria sp. Silwood1
Lineage: Eukaryota; Metazoa; Rotifera; Eurotatoria; Philodinida; Philodinidae
Source: the annotation of a GenBank genome assembly